Penicillium brasilianum is the source of this 1676-nucleotide messenger RNA. The record is from the annotation of a GenBank genome assembly. Lineage: Eukaryota; Fungi; Ascomycota; Eurotiomycetes; Eurotiales; Aspergillaceae.
GAAACAUUUUAGGGCUCGUUUCACUGGACCGAGGAUCCGCGGUCCAGAGUACAAUAGUCUACGAUGAAUAAACAGCGCUUGGAGCCGAGACUUCGAUGCCAUCGUGCGAAAUACAUGACCCUUAGCUGUGGAGAUCGAGAUUCUGGCCCGGCGCACGUAAGACAAUUCUCCACGCAGCUUGACCGGGACGGAAAUACCGAUGCCGAAACAAAAGCAGCCGGUAUCCCAGCUAAGACUGAAGUUUCUCCUUCUCGUUACUUUGUACAGGUAUACUUGCAAUUGCCUACUCCGUCACCAUGAGGUUUCAUCGGUGUCUGUUUGUUCUAUUGGCUCUGCUCGUGAUAGGGUUGCAUGCAGCAGAGGUGGCCCUGAAUGAGUUUCCUUCAUGUGCAAUUACUUGCAAUGAUCAACUAUUUUCUGACUGCUCCCUCAAUCGCACUUCCUGCUUCUGCGCUAGUGACUCGCGUCCAACUUCGUUGCUGAGCUGUGUUUCGAGCAACUGUACUGUGAAGGAGUACUUUACCACAUACAGACUAUAUGAGAACGAGUGCAACAUUACACCUCGUCAAGCCCCUUCCAUGAUCAAUCCUUCAACGUUGAUUCCUUUCAUUCUGGCCACUUUCUUCUUUAUUACAAGAAUCAUUGCCAAGAGUAGUGGACUUGCAGGAGGAUGGGGUUGGGAUGACUACACUAUCAUUGUUGCCUUUAUACUAGGCGUUGCUAUCUAUGCUAUUAACUGCACGAUGAUUCGUUAUGGCUUUGGCCGCAACAUCUGGGAUGUACCGUUCUCCGAUAUCACCAAGUUCUACCAGCUCUUCCAAGGCCUCGCCGUGAUGUAUAAGAUCCAGAUUUCCCUUUGCAAGAUCUCCGUAUGCCUGUUCCUCCUCCGAAUCUUCCAGACCCGCUCGUUCCGAUAUAUCGCAUACGCUCUGAUCGGUGUAAAUGCCGCCAUCGGCAUUUCCUGGGCUUUCGUUGAUUCCUUCCGUUGCUUGCCUACCCGCUUAACGUGGACUGGCUGGAUGGGUGAGGAGUCUGGACAGUGCAUCAAUUUCGUCAUCUCUAUUUUGAUCAACUGCCUGGUCAAUAUCUUUGUUGACUCUGUCCUGAUCUUGAUGCCCGUAUGGGAGGUGAUCAAAUUGCAGCUACCACUGAAAAAGAAGCUGGCCGUAGGAUUGAUGUUCACCGUGGGAUCGGUCCUGACGAUUAUCGCCAUCAUUCGAGUCGUCGUAUUCUGGGAAAAUCGCUGGGGCAUCAAUCAGACCGUCGGGUUGUUUCCUCUUAUCCACUGGUCCGUGAUCGAGGUCCAGAUCUCCAUCAUGUGUGCCUGCCUUCCUGCAUUCAGAGCCCUCGUUGGUCGCUGGUUCCCGGGCUUGAUUGGAUCUGCGCGCCGAACGUACGCUUCACACACAAUGGAAGGCUACAACAGACAUACCGGGGGAAACAGUAAUAUCAACAAGUCGGUCAGCUAUUCGGUGAAUUAUACUUCCCGAUCGGAGACGAACAGUGCGGUAGAGUUGGUGGAUGUCGACGCGAAGCAACAUGCAUGAUGUUUUUUCACAGUUGUUUGCUCGGUCUGGAUGUAUCCCGCUAGAAUGACUCGGGCGUCAAUGGCUUCGAUUUAGAUAGCUUAUCAGUCGUGGCUUAAUUUCACAUUAAUUGAUUAUACGAUUUAAGGG